UUUCAGUCUCCAUCCAAAAGUCAGUCUUCAAACAUUAAAAAUUUCAUUUCUAUCCAGCAUUUCUCCUCGAGCAACUGCAACUGCCACAUUUGAAUUUUAAAAAUCCCUAAUUCGACCGCACAAAAUUGAUUGAUGAGGCAAUUGAGCUAAAUUAGAAUUAAGAGAGUUGGAGGCAGUGAAAGUUGUCGAGAAGAUCGGAGUUUUGUGAAAAGUUUAGCUGACAAAGGGAAUAAUGAAGACCGGUGGAAGGCCAAUCAUCAGAAUGGCUCCGGAGACGGCUUAUGGAGCCGGUGGAAUCGAGUGCUGCUUCUGCCGAUGUUGCACUUGCAUUCACAUUGAAUUCUUUAAGACUCUUCCCGGAGCUGUCAAAAUAGCCGAGACGGUAAUUAGCGGUAUCAUUCAGAGUCUCUUGAUAAAUUACGGUCUCCGAUACAGCGCGACGAUUGGUUCAGCCUUCGAGGGAUCAUUGACGACGUCAUCAGCAUGUUUUCUCACGUCAUCUGUGUUACUAGCGUGCUACAUUGUUUCUAAGAAAUCGUAUGGACUUAUUCGCGCUUCAUUAUUUGAAAUGAUGUUCAAUGCUUUAGCAUGCUUUCUAUACCUAACUUCCGCAUCUUACCUCGGAUUCUCGACGAAAAUGUUCCUGUGGCCCCAGUACUACAUCACCCCAGGGUUCGACGUGUAUCCGGCGAUGACUGCAGCAUAUAUGCUGAGUGUCGUCGUGGGGUGUUUACACGGGGCGGACGCGUACUUCUCCUUCCGGGAAUACAAGAGGAGGUAAUCAUCACUUCACUGCGAACUACGAAAUGAUCGCUGUGUUUCGUGUUGAUUAAACGUUGUUACUGCAGUCAUACCAAUCGUUUCCCUAAGGCUAUUAUGUUUCUAAUGUAUUAUAUUCUCGAUUUAUUUUUAAUAUUGAUAUUUUGUA
This is a messenger RNA of Diachasma alloeum, 928 nucleotides long. It is a transcript of the gene sing, whose product is annotated as protein singles bar. The transcript has 4 exons. Gene Ontology annotation, cellular component: membrane. The record is from RefSeq and is a predicted model, not a curated record. The coding region runs from base 233 to 781 and encodes 182 amino acids. NCBI's taxonomy places the organism in Eukaryota, Metazoa, Arthropoda, Insecta, Hymenoptera, Braconidae.